AUGGCCGGGCCUAGCGGGGUCAGGACCCGGCUCCGCGGAGUUCCGAGGUGCUCGGGCCGCGCCGGUGUCGCGGUGUUCGGCCCGACCCCUGGUGAGGGGCGCUCCGGGCCGGGCCGGGCUCCCGUGGGCGGCGGGCACCGCUUACCGGGAGGUGACGCUGAGCCUUGCCCGAGGCCCGGGCCCGGCUCCCGCGGCAGACAGCGCCGAGUGAGCGGGCCCGGCCCGGGCUGCCGCUGUCACCGGGGGGUGUCCCGGGCGCGCCUCCCUGCGGGGCUCCGUCCGCCCUCCCUGGGCCCCUUCUCCCCCUCCCCGGUGCCCGGCCCGUGGCCUUUACCGUCGGCGGAGGUGCUGAUGAGCUCUGCCAUGGUCCGUGCGGGCUCCAUGCCGCUGCUGCCGGGCCAGCCCCGGCGCGUUCAGUCCGUGCCCGGUUGUGUCGGCCCCGGGCGGGCGGCGUUCGCCGGCUGUGGCUGGAGCGGCCCGGCCGCCCCCUGUGCUGCCCCGCGCCGGGGGCUCCGAUCCCACCCGCUCCUGCUCCGGGGAGCUGAGCCCGAAGCAGAGCCGGGAGCGCUGACAGCACAGCGGGGAAUGCGGGGAGGGCUGGAGAGGAGCGCGGGGCCGGCAGGAAGCGACUGGUGGGGCACGGAGGGAGGAAACGCCAAGGGCCUGAGCUCACCCUGAGCUCACCGUCAGCCUCGGGCCAUGGCCCGGCUCAGCCUCACGAGCCCCGUGCCUGUUUAUUGCUCUGCUGCCCAAUUUCCACUUAGGUCAUCCGGACCAGCCUUUGCUCCCCACACACGGUGUUUAUUGCCAUUGUUCCCUUUGUCCCUGAUCUGAUGACAAUGAGCCUGUGGCAUGUCCACCUCUUCUUUCUCACUGCCUUACACCGAGGGCAGAGCUCAGGGGGGCUGCAGCUCCUUCUG
Messenger RNA from Camarhynchus parvulus, 920 nucleotides. RefSeq names its product translation initiation factor IF-2-like. The record is from RefSeq and is a predicted model, not a curated record. NCBI's taxonomy places the organism in Eukaryota, Metazoa, Chordata, Aves, Passeriformes, Thraupidae.